GAGAGGUAAAGGCGGAAACCAGGAUGCGAAGGUCCCAAGCAGCCUUCGAGGACGCCCGGAUCUUCCUCUCCCCGCUUCACUACGCGGUCUCAAACGGGGACCUCGCCCGCGUCAACGACCUGCUCGAAACGGGGUCGGACGUCAAUUACAUCGGGAUCGGAAGAACCGCCCUCCACUAUGCCUCCGAGACCGGGAACCUCGACAUCGUCGAAGCUCUUCUCGGCGCCGGCGCGAACAUCAGAUCUCUCACCAUCGAGUCGCAUGGGCCGGGCCGAAACGCCCUGCAGAUUGCCUACAGGCACGGCCACACCGAAGUCGUCCGGAAACUCAUUCAGCUUGGAGCAUCUGUCGAACGGAUAUCGCUACUCCAUCUUAGUUUGUUGUUGUAUGACGUAACUACGGUUGACGAGAUUCUACGAGAGUGGAAACGUGAUGUCAAUCUGCGGGACUGUUACAAUCAGACGUCAUUGCAUGUCGUUGCAAAGCAGGGCUUUAUCACAUUGGCGAGAAAACUUCUUCAAACUAACGUCUGUCACCAUACGGUGAAUGCCUACGACUGCGAUGGCAUGACAGCAUUUUCUUACGUCAUCAACGCCAGGGAACGCCUGCUUCGAAAGAGGACUGCAGCUGCGGAAGCUGCAAGUGACAGCGAUGCGCCCAGGGAGCUCCCGAGUUAUGAGGAACUGAUGGGCAGGGGUGCCAAUGACGUCAGGAUGUGCAAAGAGGAUGGAUAUAUCACAUUUCUGAAAUUAUUGUUGGAUAAUGGUGCUGAUGUUGGCUUGGAAUUGGAUGACCAGGGCUUCGGUCUAUUACACAAGGCCGGUGAGAGCGGGGACAUAGAAUUAGUAAAGUUACUUCUUGAAUAUGACACGACGACACUUGAAAGUGCAGCGAAUAUGCUUGAAAAAACGGCUCUGUAUUGCGCAUGUGAGAGUGGCCAUGAGGACAUCGUUCGAGCCUUGUUGGAAAAGGGCGCCAACCCGAAUCCAAAAUUUGACAAAUAUGGCCGCUUACACAUUUACCCGCUAGACGUCGCUGUGCGCAGGAAUCAGUAUUCGAUGGUUGAAAUGCUGCUUAGUAGUGGCGCAAAAACUGACGUAUUUGAUCCAGAUGACGGGAACGCCCCCAUCCAUGUGGCCGUUAUCAACCAAUCAAAUGACAUUGUUGAGUUGUUAUUGACGCGAGGGGCAUCGCUUGACAUCCGCAGCAAAUUUGACAAAGAGACAAUUCUACACUUGGCAUGGAAACACAACAACAUGGCCUUGUUUGACAACCUUCUCGACAAUCACCAAGGAAUCAUGGACAAAACAAACAAACAGGGGCAGACGACAUUUCUAUACGUCCUCACCGAUUUCAUUCAGGGUAGAUUUCAUCAAUCGACAAUCACAGAACGCUACCUCACUCCACUCAGAGAGCUUAUAAACCACGGCUGCCUAUUACUGAGCCCGAAACAACAUAGGUGCAGGCUGAACGUCAUGAACGUAAUAUCUGACGUGUACAAUCAAGAGAACCACGAUAACCUCGGUCAUGACGUCACUCGGUUCCUCCUCGGGGCAGCAUCGGGAAGGUUCGAGUCUCUGGAUGAGAAAUUUCUCAUCGAUCUCUGCUUCUUCAGGAACGUCGACCUGCUCAAGUUCUGUCUGUCAUGUGGGUAUAACCUGCACAAAACAAACGCCAGGGAUUCAGAGUUAGUCGCUGUUGUUGAUCGGAAGCCCAGGACGCUCAAGGAGCAAUGUCGGCUGGAGGUACGACGGGUGUUGUUUAGUGUUCAGGACAUAGAAAUGGAAAAAGAAGAGGAACACGCCAGAAGGUCAUUCAAACGUUUUGUAAAUGCUUUCCAUCCCCGAAAGAAGCGAAUUGGGCAUGCGCGAAGUCUGCAGUUCCGAAGAGUACAGGAACUUCCGGUUCUGACCGAUGAUGUGAAAAACUAUGUGGCAUUUCAAUAAUUGUCCUGGAUUAUACUAGUAACCGGUAUUCACUUCAGGAAUAUAUUGAAAUAAAAUGUAUAUCAUGCCAUACACAUGUCAUAGAUGAAGCAUAUUUGCCCGGAGUUUACCGUGAAAAUAGAGUCAGUGCCGUGAAAAUACAAUCAGUAAUGCCAAGUAAACGCAACCAAGGAAGAAGGUACAUGCAUAUUGGUGUAAGGUUACAUGUAUCUUGGCGUUCUUGCGGAUUAACUAAAGAUGAAAACGCCAAGAUAGCACAAACGUCAAAAGUGACGUAACUUGUUUUAAACAUCCGAAUCGAAUAGCACUGGGUUCGAGUAAUUUCAAAAAUAUCGAGCGUGUCAAAUUCGGUAGGCUACUGUUAGUGGUAAUUAUGUCUUUUACCCCAUUUCAAACAAGAAAUGCUAUGAUAGGACAGCGCGGAUUACAAUCAUUAGUUGUGAGCAGGGUUUUUGGUGAAACAACCAAUACCUCCAGCGUCUUAUCAAUUUCUAUUCUAAACACCUCACCUAAACACUGAAGUGGUUUUUUUAUUGCUUUAGUAUUUUUCACCAACCAACUGCGGUUACGGUUGCCUAACGACAAUCACUGCCACCAGAACGAGGCACAGUGCUCAUACACUGUAAACUAUACAUCGUAACCACGGGUCUCUAUACCACAUACCGUAAUCCGCCACCGUACAGUAUAGGGAUGAUAAUUAGUCGUAUUGCUUUCUUCGGCGACUGGCGAGGAAAACAUUAAAAAUGUGCCUCUUGUAAGGAUAGUAAAAAUAUUAUAAUAGCUCAAUAGUCGAUGGUAGUAAUUGUGAUUUAGCCGACUGGCUGUCGGGUCUUCUCUGCAUCAUUGGUGACCUCUGGAUAGAUCAUUAUCUCAUGGUGCCGUUUAUGGAUAGAGUGAGUGGGUUCGACUGAAAUUCCACCAAACGAUUGUCAUUUGAAGUAGGCUAAUUGUGAUAUAUUCACUCAUGGUACUGGAUAGAUAGGUUAUUUUGCAUGCUUGUAACGUCUUUCGUACAGUGCACAUUUACACGCGUUGAUAAAAUUUGA
This is a messenger RNA of Lineus longissimus, 2992 nucleotides long. RefSeq names its product putative ankyrin repeat protein RF_0381. Lineage: Eukaryota; Metazoa; Nemertea; Pilidiophora; Heteronemertea; Lineidae. The coding region runs from base 24 to 1946 and encodes 640 amino acids. Gene Ontology annotation, cellular component: ciliary inversin compartment. The record is from RefSeq and is a predicted model, not a curated record. The transcript has 2 exons. Gene Ontology annotation, molecular function: protein binding. Gene Ontology annotation, biological process: protein localization to ciliary inversin compartment.